GGGCAGGUGCCACGGCUGCUGCCCGAAGGCGGCAUGUGACGCGCGGCCGCAGCUGCCCGCGGGCGGAGCGCGCUCGGACCCGGGAGCGCAACCGCGGGCCAUCCAGGCUGCAGCCGGGAGCCCCGCGCUCGCGACCCGCCGGGAGGAGCCCCGCAGCUGCGCCUGCACCCAGCGGCCGGGCGAUGCAGACCAGGGCGGCUCCGGGACACCAGCGACCCUGAGGACGCUCGCUGUCUCGGAACAGCGUACUUGGAGAGCCCGGGGUUCUGGGGAAAGGACCGGACGGUCCGGGAGGAUCCGGGAGGCGCGGAGGACUCGAGUGGGACAGCCACCUGGAGCGCAGCUGGCAGAUCUGACUGGUAAUGGCAUCUACUUCAGUUCCGAGUUUCUCAGCGGACCGUGGACUGAGUGAACCAUAUCCUUUCCCGUCAUGAUACACAGCACAAAGGCUCUCCACUUUGCUGCAUUCUGACUAGUGGCCAAGCACGGACAUUCUGAACUUCAGCAAAGGUAGAGUAAGGGCUGACCAUUUGAUUUUGGAUAACCAGUUGGUGUAUUCUUCCCUGGGAAGGCCUGCACCCAGUAUCCACCAGAUCACCCCUUGGGACACUUUGCCCAGCACUAUGUACUAUGUCAGAGAGUCACAAUGACCUUGCAGAGUAACAGCACCACCUCGCCUUUAUUUCCCAACAUCAGCUCUUCCUGGGUGCACAGUCCCUCCGAGGCGGGGCUGCCCUUGGGGACAGUCACUCACUUGGGCAGCUACAACAUUUCACAAGCGACUGGGAAUUUCUCCUCAAACGACACCUCCAGCGACCCUCUCGGGGGUCACACCAUCUGGCAAGUGGUCUUCAUAGCAUUCUUAACAGGCUUCCUGGCCUUAGUGACCAUCAUUGGCAACAUCCUUGUCAUCGUGGCCUUUAAGGUCAACAAACAGCUGAAGACAGUCAACAACUACUUCCUCUUAAGCCUGGCCUGUGCAGAUCUGAUCAUCGGGGUCAUUUCCAUGAACCUGUUCACCACCUACAUCAUUAUGAACCGCUGGGCACUGGGGAACUUGGCCUGUGACCUCUGGCUUUCCAUUGACUAUGUGGCCAGCAAUGCUUCUGUCAUGAAUCUGCUGGUCAUCAGCUUUGACAGGUACUUUUCCAUCACAAGGCCACUCACCUACAGAGCCAAAAGAACAACAAAACGAGCAGGUGUGAUGAUUGGUCUGGCUUGGGUCAUCUCCUUUGUCCUGUGGGCCCCUGCCAUCUUGUUCUGGCAGUACUUUGUAGGGAAGAGAACUGUGCCCCCAGGAGAAUGUUUCAUUCAGUUCCUGAGCGAACCCACCAUCACCUUCGGCACGGCGAUUGCUGCCUUUUACAUGCCUGUCACCAUCAUGACAAUUUUAUACUGGAGGAUCUAUAAGGAAACUGAAAAACGUACCAAAGAGCUGGCUGGGCUACAGGCCUCUGGGACGGAAGCUGAGGCAGAAAACUUUGUCCACCCCACGGGUAGUUCUCGAAGCUGCAGCAGCUAUGAACUACAACAGCAGAGCAUGAGACACUCAUCCAGGAGCUGUCACGGCCGCUGUCACUUCUGGUUCACAACCAAGAGCUGGAAGCCCAGUGCUGAGCAGAUGGACCAAGACCACAGCAGCAGUGACAGCUGGAAUAACAAUGACGCUGCUGCCUCCCUGGAGAACUCGGCUUCCUCCGAUGAAGAGGAUAUUGGCUCAGAGACCAGAGCCAUCUACUCUAUUGUACUCAAGCUUCCAGGUCACAGCACCAUCCUCAAUUCUACCCAGCUACCUUCCUCAGACAACCUGCAGGUGCCAGAUGAGGACCUGGGAACUGCUGAUGUGGAGAGAAAUGCCAACAAGCUUCAGGCCCAGAAGAGCAUGGAUGACGGUGACAACUGUCAGAAGGACUUCUCCAAGCUUCCCAUCCAGUUAGAGCCUGCCGUGGACACAGCCAAGACCUCCGACACCAACUCCUCUGUGGACAAGACCACGGCCACUCUACCUCUGUCCUUCAAGGAAGCCACGCUGGCUAAGAGGUUUGCUCUGAAGACCAGAAGUCAGAUCACCAAGCGGAAAAGGAUGUCUCUCAUCAAGGAGAAGAAGGCAGCCCAGACCCUCAGUGCCAUCUUGCUGGCCUUCAUCAUCACGUGGACCCCCUACAACAUCAUGGUCCUGGUGAACACCUUCUGUGACAGCUGCAUACCCAAAACCUAUUGGAAUCUGGGGUACUGGCUGUGCUAUAUCAACAGCACCGUGAACCCCGUGUGCUAUGCCCUGUGCAACAAAACAUUCAGAACCACCUUCAAGAUGCUUCUCUUAUGCCAGUGUGACAAGAGGAAGAGACGCAAACAGCAGUACCAGCAAAGACAGUCAGUCAUUUUUCACAAGCGAGUGCCCGAGCAGGCCUUGUAGAAAGAGGGUUUAUCAAUAGCAGUGACCAUACGCACAUCAGCCCACAUAGCCUAGCAGGAGUCUGGCACAGGUGGGAGGCCAUUCCUGCUGGUGAUAAAAGGAGGUUUUAUAAGCCACGCAGGAGAGAAGCUGCCUGUUUACCGAUCCAUUGAAUAACUGUUUUUGGUCCAAUGCUAAUUCAGCAGGAAAAAAGAGAGAGAGAAAAAAAAAACAUACUGCUGAAUAUAAAGAGAUGUAUUCUGAAAUAGACUCUUAAGUGUUCUUUUUUUUUUUCUCUUAAAGAGAAAAAAAAUAUUGUCUUUAAGCAAGUACCCCUGGAAUUGGUUUGCCUGGGUCUUUUUAAUUCCUAUUAGCUCUGGAAUCACUGGUGAGCCUCCCUGCAGUAAUUGCUAUGUGUUCUUCCCAAGGGUCCCAAAGUGUCCACCCAGACCCCAUGUGGAGCACGAAAGGCUUGAAAAAUCUGUGGUUCUGAGUUCUUUUGUACAUUGCAAAGCUGACACCUCUUGUCCUGAUCAGCUUCCAUCCUCUUUUGGUGUGUUGUUAAACUCUAUUUGUGGAUUUGACUCUUGGUUCUUGCAAAGUACUGUUUUGUGCAGUUCAAGUUUCAUACAAAUAAAAUUGUAUAUGAAUACAUGCAUACCUAAACAUGUGUGAGUUCCGCACGCACACACAUAGUGUAUAUAACAUGAUGGGGAACACUGAACUGGCGAAAUGUUCCUACCAGAUAUGCUUUCAGUACUUUGGUAACUGAAAAAUCUCUAGGAUCCUAAUAUGAUAUGAAAGUGAAAUAAGGCCAGCUUAAUGUUGUGGUUUGGUUUGGGUUUCUGACACCAGAGCUAUUUUCCACAAACUACCCUGAAGAAUAACAUCCAGCACAGACAAGCCAGAACUUCUCAGCAAGCCAAGAGACUGUGCUAGACGGACAGUCUCAAGGGUCAGUCGGCACCACGUCUUGACUGGACUCUGAGCACAUACUGAUGGUAGAGCUAAGCCAGGGUUCCUCCAAGCUCAAAAGAAUGAACUUGUGAACGUGUUCGGAUUCAGUCGUCCAAAUCUGAAUGUUUCAAAAAAAAUCUUUCUGGGAUCAUAACUGCUUGAAACUCAAUCCUAGAAUCACUUUUGAAUGUCACAUGCAGCAAUAUAUUCACAUUUACAUGAGAAAGCAAAAGAAAUGCUGCGCCAGGGGCUGAUGGGACAUACCGUUUUCACUUCCUGCUACCUGGCACCUUCUGAAA
This is a messenger RNA of Meriones unguiculatus (Mongolian gerbil), 3651 nucleotides long. It is a transcript of the gene Chrm3, whose product is annotated as cholinergic receptor muscarinic 3. Gene Ontology annotation, cellular component: plasma membrane; synapse; dendrite. The record is from RefSeq and is a predicted model, not a curated record. Lineage: Eukaryota; Metazoa; Chordata; Mammalia; Rodentia; Muridae. The transcript is spliced from 6 exons. Gene Ontology annotation, biological process: positive regulation of smooth muscle contraction; regulation of vascular associated smooth muscle contraction; chemical synaptic transmission. The coding region runs from base 647 to 2416 and encodes 589 amino acids. Gene Ontology annotation, molecular function: G protein-coupled serotonin receptor activity; G protein-coupled acetylcholine receptor activity.